Ostertagia ostertagi is the source of this 666-nucleotide messenger RNA. Lineage: Eukaryota; Metazoa; Nematoda; Chromadorea; Rhabditida; Trichostrongylidae. The record is from the annotation of a GenBank genome assembly.
CCAAACACACCACCCAUUAACAAUGAAGUGGAGCAAGAGCAACAGCUUUGUUUCAAAUGGCCAAUUUACCGCAUUUGGUCAGCAACCUAUCGUCUCUCAAGCGUUUAUCUGGUAGCUCCAAUGUAUCGCUUGGCCACAUGCCAAAUCGAGAAGAACAUGGCGACAAUUCGUGAUGCUACAUUUUGUUUCUUGACAAACCACACUGAGUUUGUUGCACACAAGCGCAGGAUCAGUACCCAGUUCUGGAGUAACAAAUUCUGUACUGACACUUUCGACCGUCAUUCCCUAGACGAGGCAAAAGAGACAAAUGGUGAAAACAUGACUCUAUUCGCAGUUGUUCGUCACCCCAUCGACCGUUUUCUGAGUGGCUACGUAGACAAAUGUCACAAGAAAACGAAAGGUGCUUCGGAUGCAGAGACGACAUGCGGUGUUUCGUCGAAAAACUAUUCAAGACCCUUAUUGGUAUAUUACAAUGACUCCAUCAAAAGGACACGAAUGACCAACUACUACGUACGACAUUUCGCUCCCCAAACAUGCGAGUACAUCCUUAUCAACUAUCACACUGGAGUAAACGGGACGCGGAGAAUCGCAGAUGACUUCGACAAAGUGUACAAACAAGCCCAGGUGCCGGCCAAUCUUCGGUCCAAUAUUCACAGCGAGAUGCUA